UACCACGGGGAUAGCUAUCUGCAGCUAGACCAAAUCUCUGUGUACUACAAUGAAGCCACAGGUGGCAAAUAUGUUCCUUGUGCUAUCCUAGUGGAUCUAGAACCUGGGACCAUGGACUCUGUUCGCUCAGAUCCUUUUGGCCAAAUCUUCAGACCAGACAACUUUGUUUUUGGUCAGUCUGGGGCAGGCAACAACUGGGCCAACGGCCACUAUACAGAAGGGACUGAGCUGGUUGAUUCAGUCCUGGAUGUGGUACAGAAGGAGGCAGAGAGCAGUGACUGCCUGCAGGGCUUCCAGCUGACCCACUCACUGGAUGGGGGCACAGGUUCUGGAAUGGGCACACUCCUUAUCAGCAAGAUCCGAGAAGAGUAUUCUGACUGCAUCAUGAGUACCUUUAGUGUGGUGCCUUCACCCAAAGUGUCUGAUACCAUGGUUGAGCCCUAUAAUGCCACCCUCUCUGUCUAUCAGUUGGUAGAGAACACUGAUGAGACCUACUGCAUUGACAACGAGGCCCUUUACGACAUCUGCUUCUGUACCCUAAAGUUGACCACACCAACUUAUGGGGACCUGAACCACCUUGUCUCAGCCACCAUGAGUGGUGUCACCACCUGCCUCCAUUUCCCUGGCCAGCUCAAUGCUGACCUUCACAAGCUGGCACUCAACACGGUACCCUUCCCACGUCUCCACUUCUUCAUGCCUGGCUUUGCCCCUCUCACCAGCCAUGGAAGCCAGCAGUAUUGGGCUCUCACUGAGCCAGAACUCACCCAACAGGUCUUUGAUGCCAAGAACAUGAUGGCGGCCUGUGACCCCCGCCAUGGCUGAUACCUCACUGUGGCUGCUGUCUUCUGUGGACGGGUGUCCAUGAAGGAGGUAGAUGAGCAGAUGCUCAAUGUGCAGAACAAGAAUAGCAGCUACUUCAUCCAAUGGAUCCCCAACAAUGUCAAGACAGCUGUCUGUGACAUCCCACCUCGUGGCUUCAAGAUGGCAGUCACCUUCAUUGGCAACAGCACAGCCAUCCAGGAGCUCUUCAAGCACAUCUCAGAGCAGUUCACUGCUAUGUUCCGCCAGAAGGCAUUCCUCCACUGGUAUACAGGCGAGGGCAUGGACGAGAUGGAAUUCACCGAGGCUGAGAGCAGCAUGAACGACCUCGUCUCUGAGUAUCAGCAGUACCAGGAUGCCACCGUGGAAGAGGAGGAGAAUUUUGGUGAAGAGGCUGAAGAGGAGGCCUACGGCACAGCCCCUAUCACUUCAAGCUUCUCAGUCCCCUUAACCUUCUUCCUCAACUACCCCUUUCCUCUCCCUCAGAAUUCAUGUUUGCUGCCUCUUAUCUUUUUUUUUCCUUGGGAGGGGGGUCUAGAACAGUGCCUGGCACAUGUAGGCACUCAAUAAAUACUUGUUUGUUGAAUGUCUCCUCUCUCCUUCCACUUUGGGAAACCUAGAUUUCUGCAUUCUAGGUAACCCUGUAUUUCCUUCUGGUGCCUGUUCCUCCAAUCUGUCCAGUUAAUAUUUCCUUCUGUUUGUAAAAUAAUUCCCUAAGAAGCGGGGUCUCAUCCAAAUGCCAUUUAUUUUAGAACCAACUGAAUGCUGAAUG
Messenger RNA from Otolemur garnettii (small-eared galago), 1591 nucleotides. Its product is annotated as tubulin beta chain-like. The coding region runs from base 112 to 822 and encodes 236 amino acids. Lineage: Eukaryota; Metazoa; Chordata; Mammalia; Primates; Galagidae. The transcript has a single exon. Gene Ontology annotation, biological process: mitotic cell cycle; microtubule cytoskeleton organization. The record is from RefSeq and is a predicted model, not a curated record. Gene Ontology annotation, molecular function: GTP binding; structural constituent of cytoskeleton; GTPase activity. Gene Ontology annotation, cellular component: cytoplasm; microtubule.